GGCCGCCCAUGCUUCCGGGAGAGUGGCGUUGAGUUGUAGGAAUCCCGGUCUCCGCGUGUGUGUUUACAGCGGCGCGGGCUCGUUGGUACGGAGGCGCUGGCGCCGCGGGGCUGGAGACCCAAACAUGGCAACCCUGGAAGAAAGCUUCCCCCGAGGGGGUACAAGAAAGAUCCACAAAUCAGAGAAGGCUUUCCAGCAGUCAGUUGAACAAGACAACUUAUUUGAUAUUUUUACUGAAGAGGAAUCCACCAAAAGGAAAAAGAGCCAGAAAGGGCCAGCAAAAACAAAAAAGUUGAAAAUCGAGAAGAGAGAAAGCAGCAAGUCUACAAGAGAGAAGUUUGAAAUUCUUAGUGUUGAGUGCCUGUGUGAGGGAAUGCGGAUUUUAGGUUGUGUGAAAGAGGUAAAUGAAUUAGAACUGGUGAUCAGUCUCCCCAAUGGCCUCCGGGGAUAUGUGCAAGUAACUGAAAUCUGUGAUGCUUACACCAAAAAGCUGAAUGAGCAGGUGGCGCAAGAAGAACCUCUGAAGGAUCUACUCCACUUGCCUGAACUCUUCUCACCUGGAAUGCUGGUGAGAUGUGUGGUGAGCAGUGUGGGUAUCACAGAGAGGGGAAAAAGGAGUGUGAAGCUAUCUCUGAACCCCAAAAAUGUCAACAGAGUGCUGAGUGCUGAGGCCCUGAAACCCGGCAUGUUGCUCACAGGCACUGUGUCCAGCCUGGAAGACCAUGGCUACCUAAUGGACAUUGGUGUUGAUGGGACCAGAGCAUUUUUGCCACUGCCAAAAGCCCAGGAGUACAUCCGACAGAAGAACAAAGGUGCUAAAUUGAAGGUGGGUCAGUACCUGAACUGCGUCAUUGAAGAGGUGAAAGGCAACGGAGGAGUUGUUAGUCUGUCUGUUGGUCAUGCAGAGGUUUCUACUGCCAUUGCUACUGAGCAGCAAAACUGGACCCUUAAUAACUUGCUACCAGGACUGGUAGUCAAAGCCCAGGUACAGAAGGUGACUCCACAUGGCCUUACGCUAAACUUCCUCACGUUCUUCACAGGCCUAGUUGACUUUAUGCACUUGGAUCCCAAGAAAGCUGGAACAUAUUUCUCAAACCAAGCAGUCAGGGCCUGCAUCCUCUGUGUCCAUCCUCGGACCAGAGUCGUGCGCCUGAGCUUGCGCCCCAUCUUCCUGCAACCUGGGCGUCCACUCACCCGGCUGUCUUGUCAGCACCUUGGAGCUGUGCUAGAUGACGUUCCUGUCCAGGGCUUUUUCAACAAGGCUGGGGCCACCUUCAGGCUGAAGGAUGGGAUUCUGGCCUAUGCACGGCUCAGCCAUCUCUCUGAUUCUAAGAACAGCUUCAAACCUGAGAGCUUCAAGCCAGGGAACACUCACAAGUGUAGAAUCAUUGACUACAGCCAAAUGGAUGAACUAGCCUUACUCUCUCUGCGGACGUCAAUCAUUGAAGCUCAGUAUCUUGGAUAUCAUGACAUCAAACCUGGAGCAGUGGUAAAGGGCACAGUGCUAACUAUAAAGCCAUACGGGAUGCUGGUGAAGGUGGGCCAGCAAAUAAGGGGCCUGGUACCUGCCGUGCACCUGGCUGACAUCCUGAUUAAGAAUCCAGAGAAGAAGUACCACAUUGGGGACGAGGUCAAGUGCCGGGUAUUGCUUUGUGACCCCGAAGCCAAGAAGCUGAUGAUGACUCUGAAGAAAACCCUGGUUGAGUCCAAACUACCUGCCAUUACCUGCUAUGCUGAUGCCAAGCCUGGUCUGCAGACACAUGGCUUCGUUGUCAGGGUGAAGGACUAUGGCUGCAUCGUGAAGUUCUACAAUGAUGUGCAGGGACUAGUGCCCAAGCACGAACUUAGUGCUGAGUACAUCCCUGACCCGGAGAGAGUCUUUUACACUGGCCAGGUGGUGAAGGUUGUGGUGCUGAACUGUGAGCCGUCCAAAGAGAGGAUGCUCUUAUCCUUCAAGCUGUUGAGUGAUCCAGAGCUACAGAAAGAGCCUGCAGGACUCAGUCAGAAGAAAGGAAGAGUCAUUAACGUUGGGCAGUUGGUGGAUGUGAAGGUUUUAGAGAAGACCAAAGAUGGGCUGGAGGUGACUGUCCUGCCCUCCAACAUCCCUGCCUUCCUCCCUACGCCUCAUCUGUCAGACCAUGUCGCCAACGGGCCACUGUUGUAUCACUGGCUCCAGGCAGGCGACACCCUUCAUCGUGUCCUGUGUCUGAGCCGGAGUGAGGGGCAUGUUCUUCUUUGCAGGAAGCCAGCUUUGGUCUCCACAAUAGAAGGUGGCCAGGACCCUAAGAACUUCUCAGAAAUCCACCCUGGAAUGCUGCUCAUUGGUUUUGUGAAGAGCAUCAAGGACUAUGGUGUGUUCAUCCAGUUCCCCUCGGGUCUCAGUGGACUGGCCCCCAAAGCCAUCAUGAGUGACAAGUUUGUGACCUCCACAAGUGACCACUUUGUCGAGGGGCAGACGGUCGUUGCAAAGGUGACCAACGUGGAUGAGGAGAAGCAGCGGAUGCUGCUGUCGCUGCGGCUAUCGGACUGCGCUCUGGGGGACUUGGCCACCGCCAGCCUCCUCCUCCUGAGCCAGUGCCUGGAGGAGCUGCAGGGCGUGCGCAGCCUCAUGCGCAACCGAGACUCUGUGUUGAUCCAGACGCUGGCUGAGAUGACGGCAGGAAUGGUCCUUGACCUAGUGGUGCAGGAGGUGUUGGAAGAUGGCUCUGUGUUGUUCAGCGGGGGCCCAGUGCCUGGCUUGGUCCUGAGAGCCAGCAAAUAUCAUCGGGCAGGGCAGGAGGUGGAAUCUGGGCAGAAAAAGAAGGUUGUGAUCUUAAAUGUUGAUAUGUUGAAGUUGGAAGUCCUUGUUUCCCUUCACCAGGACUUGGUGAAUAGAAAAGCUAAAAAGCUGAAGAAAGAUAGUGAACACCAGGCGAUUGUGCAGCACUUGGAGGAGUCCUUUGCUGUUGCCUCCUUGGUAGAGACUGGCCACCUGGCAGCUUUCUCCCUGACCUCUCACCUCAACGACACCUUCCGCUUUGACUCAGAGAAGUUGCACGUGGGACAGGGUGUUUCCCUAACCCUCAAGACCACAGAACCAGGAGUGACUGGUCUUCUUCUGGCUGUUGAGGGGCCAGCUGCUAAGAGGACCAUGAGACAGACCCGGAAGGACUCUGAGACAGUUGACGAGGAUGAGGAAUUGGAUCCAGCUCUGGCUGUCGGGACUGUGAAGAAGCAUACUCUGUCUAUCGGGGACAUGGUCACAGGGACUGUGAAGUCCAUUAAGCCCACCCAUGUGGUUGUGACUCUGGAAGAUGGCGUCAUUGGCUGCAUCCAUGCCUCCCACAUUCUAGAUGAUGUUCCAGAGGGCACCUCUCCUACAGCCAAGCUGAAAGUUGGAAAGACAGUCACUGCCCGAGUGAUUGGUGGGCGAGAAAUGAAGACAUACAAGUUUCUUCCAAUUAGUCACCCCAGAUUUCUUCGAACCAUUCCAGAGCUGAGUGUUCGGCCAAGUGAGCUGGAGGAUGGCCACACUGCUCUUAACUCUCAUUCUGUUAGCCCUGUGGAGAAGAUUAAACAGUACCAGGCCGGUCAGACCGUGACUUGCUUCUUAAAGAAGUACAAUGUGGUGAAGAAAUGGCUUGAGGUGGAGAUUGCCCCAGACAUCCGGGGGCGAAUUCCCUUGUUGCUCACGUCUCUUAGCUUCAAGGUUCUAAAACAUCCAGAUAAGAAGUUCCAGAUUGGCCAGGCCCUGAGGGCCACCGUGGUUGGCCCGGAUUCCUCCAAGGCCUUCUUAUGUCUCUCGCUCAUAGGUUCUCACAAGCUUGAGAAAGGGGAAGUGGCCAUGGGCCGAGUGGCCAAGGUGACGCCCAACGAGGGGCUGACUGUGUCCUUCCCCUUUGGGAAGAUAGGAAGCGUCAGUAUAUUUCAUGUGAGUGACUCCUACUCUGAGACAACCCUGGAAGACUUCGUCCCCCAGAAGGUUGUCAGAUGUUACGUCCUGUCCACCGCAGAGGAGGUAUUGACUUUGUCACUGCGAUCAUCCAGAACAAACCCAGAGACAAAAAGCAAAAUAGAAGAUCCGGAGAUUAACUCCAUCCAGGACAUUAAGAAAGGGCAGCUCUUGAGGGGCUACGUGAGGUCUGUCCAGCCACACGGCGUGCUCCUCGGCCUCGGCCCCUCGGUUGUGGGUUUGGCCCAGUACCCACAUGUCUCCCAGUACAGCCCGUCCAAGAAAGCCCUUUAUAACAAAUACCUCCCCGAAGGGAAGUUGCUCACAGCCAAGGUCCUAAGCGUGAACCACCAGAAGAACCUGGUAGGGCUGUCGUUCCUCCCCAGCGACACUGGGAAGCCGGACGUGUUAUCUCCUCCCAUGGAACUGCCACUUUCAAAGCAAGAGGGGAGGAAAAUGGAGGCUGAGGAGAGAGACCAAAAAGGAGAAGAGAAGAAUCAGAAAAGGAAAGAGAAGAAGAACCAAAAGGGGCAGGCGGAGGCGCGGCUGCCCGGCAAGGAGAAGACGCAGGGCAAGCGGGGGCUGCAGACGCCCGCGAGUGAGCAGGAAAGAGUGAAUAAGAAGGCAAAGAAAGCCAGUCUGUCGGAGGAGGAUGACAGUGGCAUGGAAUUGUAUUACCAGGAAGGAGAAGAGGACAUGGAGGAGAUGAACGUGCUGCCCAAGGAGAAGCCGACCAAGCCAGCAGAAGCCCCCCGGCUGCAGCUGCCUUCGGGCUUUGCUUGGAACGUGGGCUUAGACUCUCUGACGCCGGCCUUGCCACCUCGAGGAGAGAGCUCAGACAGUGAGGAGGACGAGAAGCCACACCAAGCCACGCAGAAAAAGAAAAGCAAGAAGGAAAAGGAUUUGGAGAAGCAAAAGGCAGAGAAAGAGCUGUCCCGAGUUGAGGAGGCGCUGAUGGAUCCCAGGCGACAGCCAGAGUCAGCGGAUGACUUUGACCGACUCGUGCUGAGCUCCCCCAACAGCUCCAUCCUGUGGCUGCAGUACAUGGCUUUCCACCUGCAGGCCACGGAGAUCGAGAAGGCCCGUGCUGUGGCCGAGAGAGCGCUGAAGACCAUCUCCUUCAGGGAAGAGCAGGAGAAGCUGAACGUGUGGGUGGCGCUGCUGAACCUAGAAAACAUGUACGGCUCUCAGGAGUCCCUGACCAAGGUCUUCGAGCGGGCCGUGCAGUACAACGAGCCUCUCAAGGUCCAUCUGCACCUGGCUGACAUCUAUACCAAGUCAGAGAAGUUACAGGAAGCUGGUGAACUCUACAACCGGAUGCUGAAGCGUUUCCGGCAAGAGAAAGCUGUGUGGAUCAAAUACGGUGCCUUUCUCCUGCGGAGGAGCCAGGCCGGGGCCAGUCACCGUGUGCUGCAGCGAGCGCUCGAGUGCCUGCCUAGCAAGGAGCACGUGGAUGUGAUUACCAAGUUUGCGCAGCUCGAGUUCCAGCUGGGGGAUGCGGAGCGGGCCAAAGCCAUUUUUGAGAACACGUUGAGCACCUACCCAAAGCGCACAGAUGUCUGGUCGGUCUACAUCGACAUGACCAUCAAGCACGGCAGCCAGAAGGAAGUCCGGGACAUCUUUGAGCGGGUCAUUCAUCUGAGCCUGGCCCCCAAGAGAAUGAAGUUCUUCUUCAAGCGCUACCUGGACUAUGAGAAGCAGCACGGCACGGAGAAGGACGUGCAGGCGGUCAAGGCCAAGGCCCUGGAGUACGUGGAGGCCAAGAGCUCAGUACUGGAGGAAUAGGGGCGGGCUGGCUCCUCCAGGCUCAGGCAGCAGUGGGCCAGCCGCACCUCAGCGCCUGGGCACUCGGAAACCUGUGGCCUAAGGACUCUAUUUAAGUGCUGCUUUUUCUGCAGCAUCCCUGGGGAAUCCUAUCAGGAUGAAAAAGAAUUCGAGACUGCUUUUAAUUCCUCUUUGCUUAUUUUAAGUCCCAAUUUAUGUCAUCCUUUCCCUGUUCUGUGGCUGCUCAGUGGUUGCAGGCAACAGCCCCGGGACUCCCAUAAAAGCUGAGUGUCCCUCCUUCAGGGGAGUUCCCUGGGGAGCAAGGGCGGAUGGCCUGACUCCCAAGGAUCUCAUGAUCAGGCCCACCUUGUCCCUGGCAGGCUGUCAGUCCAGCCAGAGGGGGCUCGUAGGGUUCAGGGAGUGGGCCCUCGCCUAUGGUCUCAGAGUCUCUGGGCCUCCCUCAACCUCAGCCCGGCUAGUGCCUUCCGCCCUGUAGUGGAAGCUGUGAGGCUGGGACAGCAGGACACAGCCCAGAAGGGAAAAUUGGGAAACCUGGGCUGCAGGGGACUGCCACAGGCAUCGGCUUAAACUGCCGAUGAUGUCUCAACCCAGGCCCACCUUGGCCAGGUCACAACCUCUCUCCAUCUGGUAUAUUCCAGAGUUCUUGGAGGAUAGCACAGGCCCAGCUAGUUGUUGAAGCCAGUUCUUUUUUGGCUUAGUCCUGAGGGAAUUAAACAUUUUCUCUGGCAGAGC
This is a messenger RNA of Lemur catta (Ring-tailed lemur), 6448 nucleotides long. RefSeq names its product programmed cell death 11 (gene PDCD11). Gene Ontology annotation, biological process: rRNA processing. Lineage: Eukaryota; Metazoa; Chordata; Mammalia; Primates; Lemuridae. The coding region runs from base 125 to 5716 and encodes 1863 amino acids. Gene Ontology annotation, cellular component: small-subunit processome; nucleolus; nucleus. Gene Ontology annotation, molecular function: RNA binding; protein binding. The transcript has 36 exons. The record is from RefSeq and is a predicted model, not a curated record.